Molecule: messenger RNA, 3192 nt
Organism: Alosa sapidissima (American shad)
Lineage: Eukaryota; Metazoa; Chordata; Actinopteri; Clupeiformes; Clupeidae
Gene: gng12b
Product: guanine nucleotide binding protein (G protein), gamma 12b
Exons: 4
Coding region: 389-607 (72 amino acids)
Biological process (GO): G protein-coupled receptor signaling pathway
Cellular component (GO): heterotrimeric G-protein complex
Molecular function (GO): G-protein beta-subunit binding
Source: RefSeq, a predicted model, not a curated record
AACUCAAGUCCUCAGACCUUCCCACCAUUCCAUGUUGCCUAUUCAGUCUGUCGAUAGUGAAAGGUCGUCCCUCUUGUGCCGUGCCGAGAAAGGAGUUUAACUUGUCAAAUGCAGACGGUCAACAUUUACGUGGAGAAAAGUCGGAAGAACCUCGUAGACUAAAGAAUAAUAUCCAUCAUAUUCCUCCAAGACUCAGGUCCCACUGUUGUCAUAGACCACAAGUCUUUUUUUUUUCCAGAAACAGUUUGUUCGAAGGCUGAAGCGAUCACGCUGUUUCCCUUUUUUUCCUUUGGUGGAAGUGAGGUCAGGUUCCUCCUGCAUCUUAGCUGAAUCUGUGCAUCCAGAGCACUUCCCAACCACCGAAGAUCAAGGUGUGUAAAGGUCCGAGAUGUCAUCCAAAAUGCAGAGUUCAAAUAACAUCGCCCAGGCUAGGAGGACUGUACAGCAGCUGAGAAUAGAGGCCAACAUGGAGAGGAUAAAGGUGUCGAAGGCCUCUGCAGACCUCAUGCACUACUGUGGAGAGCAUGCCAAGUACGACCCUCUUCUCAUGGGAAUCCCAGCCUCAGAAAACCCCUUCAAAGACAAGAAGCCCUGCACCAUAUUGUAGCCUGAAGUCACUGCAUCGUCUUAAGUUUUUUUUUCUUUUAUUUCUUUUUAAAAAUAUGACGGAUACAUUCAGUUUUUUUAAAAGAAAAGUUAAUAUGCUACUACUUAUUUGGAACAGGCAUCUAACUGUCAGUUGGAAGGUUCCCCAGAACUGUGUUCAUCUUAUCAGGCACAAACAGUUGCAUUUUACCAUUCCUCCCACUACCACAGUACCACCCUUUCUUUUUUGUUGGUCAUGAUGGUUGUCUGAUUUGCAGCCCCCCCACCCCACCCCAUUCAUUUGAUUCGACAUUUGAUCAGCAGGACACAGAGUGUCUUUCUCCUGUGUGACCACACUAGACAAAGUCCUAAUUGACUCUCUUGUUAACACAGGCAGUCAAAGAGUAAGAGUAAAGGAAGGAGAUGGAUAAAAGAAAGAGAGAAUGAGAGGAGGGCAGGAUUAGGGCAAAGGUCACAUGCAUUGAGGCACUUGUGUGUGUGUGUGUGUGUGUGUGUGUGUGUGGGGGGGGGGGGGGGGUGUAAAUCAGGUGCCUCUGGUGGCGUCACAGUGACGUCCUUCACCCUAUAGCAGGCACGACCUUCUUUUUUUACUCCAGGGGGAGAGGCUAGUCUCUAAACAAAACAAAAGCCUGUGUCAUUCCUCAGAGUCAAUGAGCGUCUUUUGAGCGUCUUAACCCACUCGAUUCUUUCGCAAGCCGUUUUGGAGAAGAUUGAGUGAUCUAAUCAAACAGGGAGAGGAACAGCAGAAACUAUUUGGGGGAAAGAGAAAGGGUGGCCGACUAUUUGAAAUUCACUGACUCCGCCACAGUGUCGUCCAUCGGGGUUUUGUGCUUUGGUGUGUCGCACAAUAUUUUUCCAUGUCAGGUGUCUUAACUGUUUAUCUUCAGCGGCAGUCCUUCACCUGAAUACCGGGACGCUGUUAUAUAAACGCGAGCAGGCCUCAGUCAUGUUUGCCGCCGAUGUGACUUAUACAAUGCCCCGAUUUUUACAUAAAUGUCCAGCUGUAUUGAUUUCUGGUUUGCAAAUACAUGUCAGAUAAUUUCACAAGUCAACAUUCGUGAUUACAACACUGAUUUCUGUCACCAACACCUGUAACUUAUGUCCCCAAAAUCACAUUCUGUAUGAAAAUGGUACUAGAAAUGAAUUGAAUGAAAGAAAUAUAUGUAAUAUUUUAGCGUACACUCUGAAUUGACAUGGAUCUGGGCUCUUAUAGCAAGUUGGACUGGAAUAGAUUUGGCCGGGCUUGGCACAGAUUGGCAGGAUCCAGUCCAGAUAUGGGCCAGAUCAGAGCUAGUCUUAGCCAUUACCAGGAGGGGUUGGCUGUAGAAAAUUAAAACAUCCAACUGUUUAAAGUAUACGGUAGAGUAGCAAUAUGUUUAAUGAAGAUCAUGGUACAUAAAUAUAUGGUAACCCUUUAAUAAUGAGUGUAUGCCUUAUGUUCAUGUAAAAUUAUUUGGAUGGUCUUGAUUUAUUGUUAUGAUUAUGUCUGUUUUAUUUUUCUUUGUUUUUGGAGAAUGAAAAUGAGAUGUUUUAAUGUGUCUGUGCCAUCACGUCCACAUUUUUACCAGCAAUGGAGAUGAAUUAUGCGGCUUUUGAAUGCUUUUCUUCAUCUAUGGUAUCCCACAACAUUGAGCAGGAAAAAGACUUUUAAACUGACAGGGUUUUUGUGAUCACAGUGAAUGUUGGGCUGACUGUUAUUAUCUUGAAUUAUAACAUUCCAUGUUUACGACCUCUUUGUUUUUUAUGUUGCUGUUUUCCAAUACGCUCAUGAUUGCCAUGCAGUGUGUGUGUGUGUGUGUGUGUGUGUGUGUGUGUGUGUGUGUAUAAACGUGUGCCGCACAAACUGGCAGAGCGUUAACCAAUGAAGAGACCAGCCGAACCAGCCAAGGCCUUAAUGAAGUACUCCUGCUCUAACGUCCAUUUGCUCACACAACCAAUCGACCGACCGACUGACCACUCUUCUUACAGUGAUGUCUAAACUGUGAUCCUAGCAGGGAGAUGCCUUCCCUUUCAUGGGGAAACUUCACUGUGCACAGAGGUCUUUGUACUCCCUGUGUCGGGCCUGUCACUGUGGAAAUGGGGAUGUUACAUGACUGGACAGUUUUAGAGUGUGAGCAGUUUUGACCACUAAAGUAGCCUUGCUGCCGGGCACUACAAUCCAACAAGCGACUGUUCUGUUAUGUUCUGUAGAGUUAUCUGUUGUAGUCCCAUGUGUCAUUUAAAGUGUUUCCCCCCUUAUCUCCUUUGUGUCAUUUUAGAAAAAAUUAUUUGCAGAUGUUUCAGCUAAUCUAUAUUACCCCCCUCCCCCAAGUGUCUGUUCCUUAAAAGGUGUGUGUUUAUACUAUAUGAGGAAAGGAUCUUAAAUGACUUUCAUUGCCUGUACCGCUUUGCCUUUGGCAUUUUAGAAUGGAGUUGUGUGUUGACCAUGAACCUCGUUUUUCAUUCUCCUCCAGUUCCAACUUGUAGACUUGUUAUCUUCUCCUCACUUCCCUGUGCUUUAAUGCCACAGCUGUCUGUCUCUCUGGUGCUGUAAAAGUGGUCUGCACCCCUAACCCCAGUCUAAAGUGAAAUAUAAUUUUAUCAUCA